Rubroshorea leprosula is the source of this 1615-nucleotide messenger RNA. Lineage: Eukaryota; Viridiplantae; Streptophyta; Magnoliopsida; Malvales; Dipterocarpaceae. The record is from the annotation of a GenBank genome assembly.
CAAUGCAAUUUUCCGUCGCGAAGCCAUUACUUCCCCUCUUCCUCCCCUUCCACCACCGGCACCGCCGUCGCUUCCAAAAAAAUGACGAGAACGGCGUUCAUCCUCAUGCUUCUCCUCUCUUUCCUUUCUCUGUCCACGGCCGAGAUCAAAACCCUAAGGAUCAAUUCGGACUCCCGUCCGAUGAUCCUUUUCGAGAAAUUCGGGUUCACGCACUUUGGCCAUGUUGAAAUCUCUGUGGAUUCCGUCUCCGUCUCCGUCUCCUCCUCUAUUAGCCCUCCCAACCUCGAUCCUUCUCACCUCGGCUUCUUCCUCCUGUCGGAGGAGUCUCUUCUCCAGGUACUCAUCGAGAUCCAACAAAACCCUCACUUAUGCGUCCUGGAAUCUAACUACAUCACCAAACUCUUCACCUUCCGUGACCUCUCCCCACCUCCCGCUUCCCGCUUCAACGGAUCGUACCCCGUCACCUCCCCCAAUGAAUACUCUCUCUUCUUUGCCAACUGCGCCCCUGAGACCCUUGUUUCCAUGAACGUUCGGACGGAAGUAUACAACCUCGACCGCAAUCGCUUUAAAGAUUUCCUCUCCGCUGGCGUUACCCAGCUCCCUUCUCUUUAUGCCUUCUUCUCUAUCUUGUACCUUGCCGCCUUUGGUUAUUGGAUCUACGUCUGUUACACCAACAAGCGCUCAGUCCACCGGAUCCAUUUGUUGAUGGCUGGGUUGCUACUGUUCAAGGCGUUGAAUUUGAUUUGUGCCGCAGAGGAUAAGCAUUACGUGAAGGUCACCGGGACACCUCAUGGAUGGGAUGUUCUCUUUUACAUUUUCCAAUUCAUCCGUGUUGUGCUGCUUUUUACGGUGAUUGUGUUGAUCGGAACGGGAUGGUCCUUUUUGAAGCCGUUUCUGCAAGAGAGGGAGAAGAAGGUGUUGAUGAUUGUGAUUCCUCUUCAGGUGUUAGCUAACAUUGCGUCUGUCGUGAUCGGCGAGACUGGACCCUUUAUUAAGGACUGGGCAACAUGGAACCAGGUGUUCUUGGUGGUGGAUGUUGUCUGUUGCUGCGCCAUCAUUUUCCCAAUUGUCUGGUCAAUUCGGUCCCUUAGGGAGACCUCGAAGACAGAUGGGAAGGCGGCGAGGAACUUGGCCAAACUAACACUAUUCCGGCAGUUCUACAUUGUGGUGAUUGGCUACUUGUAUUUUACAAGAAUUGUGGUGUUUGCACUCAAAACAAUUGCAGCUUAUAAGUACCAGUGGGUGAGCAAUGCUGCCGAGGAGACUGCAAGCCUUGCAUUCUAUAUAGUGAUGUUUUAUAUGUUUAGGCCAGUAGAAAAGAAUGAGUACUUUGUUCUUGAUGAAGAGGAAGAGGAGGCUGCAGAGCUGGCUCUUAGGGAUGAAGAAUUUGAGCUUUGAAAAUGGGCACUGAAGAGUACUCCAUCGAAUUAGUUUGCUGCAAAUGGGUAUAGUUUGCAUGUUUGUUUAGUGGAUUUACAGAUACUAAUGCUAUGUCAGGGCUGCUGACUGUUUUUAGUGUUUUAUCCUUUCUUUUUUCCGGUUUAUUUUCCUUUUAUCAAAACUUUGAUAUGCCUUCUUGUGAUUCUCCUACCAUGCAAUAGGAAUUCUCACGUAU